Messenger RNA from Prunus armeniaca (apricot), 882 nucleotides. NCBI's taxonomy places the organism in Eukaryota, Viridiplantae, Streptophyta, Magnoliopsida, Rosales, Rosaceae. The record is from the annotation of a GenBank genome assembly.
AUGGACUCAGUUGUAACAAAGCACGCAUUCAGUUCCUUCAAGAUCAGCCCAUCACAGACCCAACAGCCCCUUCACACCACCACAACACACUUCUCCUUCUUCAGAUUCUCUCACUUCAAAAAACUCAGAAAAUCAACGUCUUCAAUCUCUUGCUCUCAUAUACCUCCUUCCAAUCCCAGACGCCCAAAAUCCAUAUGGGAUUCUCAUAACUUUCCCUUAAAUCCCAUCUGGUUCUUGGUCCCAGUCCUCCAAAGCAUCAGAGUUUUAGCUUCUUCACGAACCCAGAAGUGGGUUUCUUUCUUACAGGCUUACAGAGGCACGGAGUGUGUUGUACAUGAAAAAAAUAAUGAUUUUUUACAUAAUAGCGGGAUAGGAGUUGCUUUGUUAAGCGUGACAUCCAAUGCCAAAGUAAAAAUUAGUCCUUUCGUGGCUCAAUUGGCUGCUAAUCCGACCUUUGUUUCGGGCUUGUUCGCGUGGUUUAUGGCACAGUCGACAAAGGUGUUGUUGAAUUUCGUUGUGGAGAGGAAAUGGGAUUUUAGAAUAUUGUAUGCUUCUGGAGGCAUGCCUUCGUCGCACUCGGCGUUAUGCAUGGCUUUGACGACCUCUGUGGCUCUUUGUCAUGGUGUUGCAGACUCGCUUUUUCCUGUUUGUUUGGGGUUCAGUCUCAUUGUUAUGUAUGAUGCUAUUGGUGUUCGACGACAUGCUGGUAUGCAAGCAGAGGUUCUUAAUAUAGUCGUUGAGUACUUGUUCGAAGGGCAUCCCAUCAGCCAAAAGAAGCUCAAGGAACUGCUUGGCCACACUCCCUCCCAGGUUAUUGCUGGAGCUCUCCUCGGCAUCGUAGUCGCUUGUGUUUGUUGUCAGGGAAGCUUGGUUGCUACCUGA